This is a messenger RNA of Globicephala melas (long-finned pilot whale), 951 nucleotides long. It is a transcript of the gene CCDC42, whose product is annotated as coiled-coil domain containing 42. The record is from RefSeq and is a predicted model, not a curated record. Lineage: Eukaryota; Metazoa; Chordata; Mammalia; Artiodactyla; Delphinidae. Gene Ontology annotation, biological process: spermatid development.
AUGAGUCUGGGCACCAUGGAGGGGGAGGAUCUGGCCGAGUACUUCCGCUUGCAGUAUGGGCAAAGGCUGCUGCAGCUGCUGCAGAAGUUCCCCAGCACUGAGGACCACUCAGACUCCCCAUCCAUCCGGCUGCUGGAGAAGAAGAAAGAGGCCAAGCUCAUGCACCAUGCCAUGGAGCAGAAGAAGGAGAUAUUUCAGCGCAGAAUGGAAACCCUGAACCUGCGCUGGGAGGAGCUGGGAGUCAAGGAGGCCCAGCUGAAAGCCCACAUACAGAAGUUUGAGCAGUUCAUCCGGGAGAACGACCAGAAACGGAUCCGGGCCCUGAAGAAGGCCAACAAGGAGCGAGAACUCAAGAGGCAGUGCACGCAAGAGCUGACCAAGGCCAAGCAGGAGAUGGUGGCCCUGCGGCUGGAGCACCAGAGGCUGAGCGCCAAGCUGCAGGAAUACUCCAUCUUCAACAAGUACCUGGAGAAGGUGGUGGAGAACUCCGAGUUCGAAGAGAUCCACGAGGUGAUCGCGCGCUACAAGACGCUGGUGAGCAUGCACCAUGACCUCAUGCAGUCGGCGCAGGAGGGCCAGGAGAAGGUCGAGCGCGCCAAGGCCCGGCUGGCGCGCUACAAGGAGGAGAAGGACGACGAGAUCCUGCAGCACAACAACGAGCUGGCGCGCCUGCAGAUGCGCUUCGACCGCGCCCGCAGCGACGUCAUCAUCUGGGAAUCUCGCUGGGCACACAUCCAGAACACCGCCGCCAAGAAGACCCUCUUGCUUGGCACCAUUAAGAUGGCAACGCUGAACCUCUUCCAGAUCGUGAGCAAGCAGCUGAAGGAGGCGAGCACCGUGUCCCUGGAGGACACGCACAAACAGCUGGACACGAUCCAGCAGUUUAUCCAGGACCUGUCAGACAUCUGGGCAGAGGUGAAGAAGAAGGAGCAACAGCAAGUCCGGGUUUAA